AUGGAGAUGAGUAAGAUUGCCCUAGCAAUUUUCACUCUAAUAAGCCUAGCCAUUGUGCAUCACUCCCAUGCCCAAAACUCCCCACAAGACUUCCUUAAUGCUCACAAUGCCGCUCGUGCAUCGGUGGGUGUAGGACCUAUGAGAUGGGACAAUAACGUGGCUGCUUUUGCACGAAGCUAUGCUAAUAAACUAAAGGGCGAUUGUAGAAUGGUGCACUCCGGAAGCUCUUAUGGCGAGAACCUUGCGUGGGGCAGCGCUGACUUAGCCGGCACGGCUGCUGUAAAGAUGUGGGUAGAUGAGAGGCCAAACUACGACUACAAUUCUAAUUCCUGUGUUGGUGGGCAGUGCUUGCAUUAUACUCAGGUUAUUUGGAGCAAUCCGGUUCGUCUAGGAUGCGCUAAGGUGAGGUGCAAUAAUGGUGGCACAAUCAUCAGUUGCAACUAUGACCCCCCAGGCAACUAUAACGAUCAACGUCCUUUUGAAUUUGUAUCUAGCUCUUAG
Messenger RNA from Dovyalis caffra, 501 nucleotides. The record is from the annotation of a GenBank genome assembly. Lineage: Eukaryota; Viridiplantae; Streptophyta; Magnoliopsida; Malpighiales; Salicaceae.